GGGACGAUGAGAAAUUGCUGGGAAAUGACAGAAAACUGCUUGCAGUUCUCCCAUCUUUCUCCAGGAAGAUAUUUUGCAGGGAAGCAACGAGGCGGAUGCGAGAUAUCUGGCGCUGGUAGCCAGCACAGGCACAUGCAUUUGGUGGGACUUCAGCAAGGCUUCUUUCUGCGGUCUCCAUGCAAUCUAACUAUUCAAGCAUGUCACACAAGAGCUGAGGCAGUAUUUCUGUUACAAAUUUGUUGUCUCCAACAAACAAAACAACAAGCACCAUGAUGUGGCUGUUCGUAACCAUUGCAUGCUUGAUGUGCAUGGGUGAAAAGGCAGAUGCGAGCCCCACGGUGCCCAUGGAUGUUGGUGACAUUAUCCGCUACCACGGGUACCCCUAUGAGGAGCACGAAGUGGUGACAGACGACGGCUAUUACCUCACCCUGCAGAGGAUUCCUCACGGCCGAGACAACCCAGGAAGCUUGAGCAGCUCCCAGGAAGCAGAGACACAGGACUCCAGCAUGUUCUGCCACCCUCCAAAGCCCGCGGUCCUCCUGCAACAUGGCCUCUUUUUGGAGGGAAGCAGCUGGGUUAUCCACUUGCCCAACAGCAGCCUGGGCUUCAUCCUCGCUGACGCUGGCUACGACGUCUGGAUGGGAAACAGCCGGGGGAACAGCUGGUCACGAAAGCACAGAGAGUUUGAAUUUCAUCACCCAGAAUACUCAGCUUAUAGCUUCCAUGAGAUGGCCAUGUAUGACCUUCCAGCGACAAUCAACUAUAUUCUGCAGAAAACUGGACAGGAGCAGUUAUACUACGUGGCUUAUUCCCAAGGCACCACCACAGGUUUCAUCGCCUUUUCAUCCAUUCCUGAGCUGGAUCGCAAAAUCAAGAUGUUUUUUGCCUUGGCUCCUGUUACGGCAAACUCAAAUCUGAAGUCACCCUUGGUGAGGGUGUUUGACCUUCCCGAGUGGCUGGUUAAGCUCAUUUUAGGACACAUGGUGGUCUUCGACAAAGACGAGAUCUUGCAGCAAGUGACUUCCAGCCUGUGCAGAUACUCUGUCUUUAAAAGCUUGUGCUGCUUGGUCCUUUACUUGCCUGGUGGGUUUACAGACAGCUUAAAUGUGAGCCGCAUAGAUGUCUACCUGUCCCGCUACCCCGAUUCGACAUCCCUAAAAAACAUUUUACAUUGGCACCAGCUCUAUCAAACUGGGGAAUUCAAAUACUACGAUUAUGGCAGUGACAACAUGCUUCAUUACAACCAGACCACACCUCCCUUCUAUGAGCUGGAAAACAUGAAAGCCCCGCUUGCUGCCUGGUAUGGCGGCAGAGACUGGAUUUCGACCCCCAAAGACGUAAACAUCACGCUGCCUCGUAUAACCAAUGUGGUAUACAAGAAAUACAUUCCCCAAUUCGUCCACUUUGACUUCCUUUGGGGUAUGCAAGCGUACGAACAAGUGUACAAAGAAAUUCUUGAACUGAUGGAGAAGAGCACCUAGAGUCUGACCAAUGGCAGUAAUUGUUUGUCUUGUUUGAUAUCUGGGAUUUAUUUUAUUUGGGAAAAAAGAAAAUAAAGGUGAAGAAAAAAGAGAGGGAAAAAGCUCAUUAAA
This is a messenger RNA of Columba livia (rock pigeon), 1592 nucleotides long. Its product is annotated as putative lysosomal acid lipase/cholesteryl ester hydrolase. Gene Ontology annotation, molecular function: hydrolase activity, acting on ester bonds. The record is from RefSeq and is a predicted model, not a curated record. Gene Ontology annotation, biological process: lipid metabolic process. Lineage: Eukaryota; Metazoa; Chordata; Aves; Columbiformes; Columbidae. The coding region runs from base 270 to 1481 and encodes 403 amino acids. The transcript has 10 exons.